UUUGUAUUUCACACGCAUUUAUAGCACAACAUCAAACAACACAACAUACACACCCGUAUUUUUGUGCGCAAAUAUUUAAGUGAUGAUACUUUAAAAAUGUUUGUACACGGUCACAUCAUUGUCCUUUUUCCUGAUUUUGUGUGUUUUACUGGAUGUCAGGAUGUCAGGAGGAUCAGCAUCACUGCACUUUAGGUCUCUUCAUGAAGGCUUUCAUGGCAGCAUUAAGAACCUGACACAGGACUUUGUAGUCACUGAGAUAGAUUUACACGGGCAACUGGUGAACAGUCCAGAUGCUCCUGAAGAACCUAUAAAUAGGAUUAAUGAUGAUAUCAAAGAUGUUCCACCCAAAGACAGUAUCAGAGCAAAGCUCCUGACUGAGGAAACACAUUCCAAUGAAAUCACAAUUGAUGCUGUCUGCUUAAAUGAAGGUGAAGUUUUGGGCCAGGAGCGUUGUGACCUGAGUGUAAUUCUGAGCUCCUCUCCAAAUAAGUCCUUAGAACACUUUGCUAGCACCAUCCGAGGAUGUAGUGAGGUGCAGAAGAACCUGGAAAUGUCCCUUGGAGUCUUUCCAGACAAACACCAGCGAGCCGUCGUGCACAGUGCAGUGAAGUACACCUACCCCUUUCUCAUGACGGCCACCAACCACGAGGAGAUCCUGGUCAGAGAAGACCCAGACUUCAGAGAACUUUCAAAUUUAGUAUCUGUGGAGGAAGCAGAGGAUUUCUUUAGAUUUAAAGAUGCGAAAGAACCUGGCUCCACGUACACCUUUUCACCUGAUGACAUCAAGGAGCACCGGACCUCUGUUCACCAUUUUUUGAGCAGAAAGUUUGGAAAGCUUUUGGAGACAAAGAGCUUCAUGGAACAUGGCAGAACUGCAAUUACAGUGAGGCUAAGAGAGCGAGGCAGAAGGGCCAGGAAGAGGACGGCAGCAGAUCAGGAUGAGCAGGAGAUAUACACCGGUUUCACCCUAAGAAAAGACAAUCUUGAGACUUUGGAGGCCAUCAGCUACAUGGCAGCAGUGCUUGGAGUUCUUCCCUCUGACUUCUCCUAUGCUGGCAUCAAAGACAAACGAGCCAUAACCUACCAGUCAAUGGUGGUAAAGAAGAUUUCUCCAGAACGGUUGUUGGCGAAGGCCGAUAUGUUUGAGAGGAAAGGAUUACAGCUGUCUAAAAUCCAUCCAGUAUCUGAGCCCAUUCGGCUUGGAAGGCUAGCAGGCAACCGUUUUGAGCUCGUCAUCCGAGACCUGGAGCCUCACGCGGGCAGUUUUAGAGAUCUAGAAAGCCUUGUGAAAGAGGCAGUAGAGAAUGUAAAGUUCAUCCUGCAGACUCUGGGCUUUGUGAAUUAUUAUGGACCUCAGAGGUUUGGAAGUAGCCAGAAAGUUCAAGCGGACCAUGUGGGACUUGCGCUUCUGAAGGAGGACACGAAUGCAGCUCUAAGGUUGUUUCUGAGCCCUGAGGGAAAUGACCACGAAAAUAAAGCCAAGCAACAUUUCUAUCAGACAGGGAAUGCCAAAGAAAGCCUGGCUCUGAUGCCUCUCCAUAAGGCCAGAGAGAGGAUGAUGUUGCGGGCUCUUCACCGAUAUGGCACUGGCCCUGAGGGUGGCGUUCAGGCUUGGCUCAGCCUUCCACACAGCAUGAGGGUCUUUUACCUCCAUGCCUACUGCAGUCGUUUGUGGAAUGAAGCAGCAUGUUUUCGACUGCAGACUCUGGGACCCAGACCUGUACAGGGAGACCUGGUUGUAGUCGAUGCCUGCAGAGAAAGCCAGAAAGAAGAAACCCAUGCAUCACAGGUCCAUGUUGUGACCUCUGCAGAAGAGUUUGAGAGUGUGUUUUCACUAGAUCAGGUUGUCCUACCAAUGCCAGGCAACAGUGUGAAGUACCCGGAGAACACAGUCGGCUCAUGGUAUCGGGAAAGACUGGAACAGGACGGUCUCAGCUCAUGUAGAUUCAGAAUUUCCUCACUCAAGCUCAACGUCCCGGGUUGCUAUCGCCCUCUACUGUCUUACCCUCGUAAUGUCUCCUAUAGCCUACACACUAAUGAAGACACACAGGACACUGAGCAGAAACCUGAACACAGAACUCACCUGGCAAUGACUUUUAACUUGAAUGCGUCCUGCUACGCAACCGUCUGCCUCCAAGAAAUCAUGAAGUGUGACCCCUAGGAUGUCCACAAGACAAAAUGAACAAAUAUGUGUGGAUGAAAAGUAAAAAAUCCGCAUAGCGCCUGUAGAUAUGGAUUACUUUGAGAUCAUUUUGAGGAGAGGUCUGAUUUUUUUUUCAAAGAAUGAGAGUAAAACAGUGAAAUGUGGUGUCUUUGAUUUGUACAAUUGUAAUGUAAUUUGUGUAGGUAUGUUUUUCCAAUGUUAUAAAAUUCAUGAGAAUUAAAGAGUAAACAUUGCUAUA
Messenger RNA from Silurus meridionalis, 2402 nucleotides. It is a transcript of the gene pus7l, whose product is annotated as pseudouridine synthase 7 like. Gene Ontology annotation, molecular function: RNA binding; pseudouridine synthase activity. The record is from RefSeq and is a predicted model, not a curated record. NCBI's taxonomy places the organism in Eukaryota, Metazoa, Chordata, Actinopteri, Siluriformes, Siluridae. Gene Ontology annotation, biological process: pseudouridine synthesis. Gene Ontology annotation, cellular component: nucleus.